GCUUGCUUUCUUCUUCUUAAACGAGACAGGUGAUCGUUCGGCGGGUUGCCCGGCGGUUUGAUUUCUUGAUCGGCAUGGCGAUGGGCAAGGCGAGGUCGGGCAAGGCGGAGGGGGCGCGGUGCCGGCAGCAGGGGGCGGGCGUCUGCGCGUCCUGCCUGCGGGACCGCCUCGCCCACCUGUCCCUCUCGGCGUCGCUGCCCUCCGUCGUGCGCGGCGACGCGGAGGACGAUGGGUUCUACGAGGAAGGGGCGUCGUCCUGCUCGGAGGCGUCCACGGCCUACUCCUCCGAGGGCUCCAGCGCCGCGUCGUCCGGGCGCGCCAGCCCGGCGGCCGAGCCGGCGUUCCACGACGAGAUGAGGCGCGCGCCGCGGGUGUCGCUGCUCAUGCGCCACGAGCGCGUCGUCGGGGACGCCGACGCCGUCGCCGCGUUCCUGCAGGCGAGGAGGGAGCAGAGGAGGAGGACGGCCACCAGCUUCUGGGCCAAGCUGCUGCACGCCACGCGGGGCGGAGGAGGAGGGAAGAAGGAGGCGGCGUGCUCGCUGGCGGCGCGCGCCGAGACGCUCCAGGAGAGGGGCGCCACGGCUAAGUGGGUCCUCUUCUGAUCGGGCCCGUCUGAUCUGGCCAUGCAUGCAUUAAUUCCGGUGCUCUUUAGUUCGUCGAUGAAUGCUUCUAGUGGCUUGGUGGACAUUUUUUUUUCCUAUUCUUUGGGUGCAUUUUGUUGAUGGUUUUCGCCUGGGUGUCGAAGGGGCAUGCAGCUUAGCCUAGCCAUGAUGAUCCAUGAUUCCAUGCUUUGUACAGAUCUAAAGCACACAACCUGUACGUGAUCCGUUGAUCGAUAUUCUUUGAUUGGUUUUAACUUUCAGCCAUCUCAGUUUUUUGUUGUUGUUAAUCUAACUAUAUAUACGGAUCGAGUAUAUGCAACUGAACGGCAGCACCUGUGUGGCAUAUUGGCA
Panicum virgatum (switchgrass) is the source of this 953-nucleotide messenger RNA. RefSeq lists its product as uncharacterized. The transcript has a single exon. NCBI's taxonomy places the organism in Eukaryota, Viridiplantae, Streptophyta, Magnoliopsida, Poales, Poaceae. The coding region runs from base 75 to 602 and encodes 175 amino acids. The record is from RefSeq and is a predicted model, not a curated record.